CAUGAUUCCUUUCUCUACAUACUUUCUACGUCUCUCUCUCUCUUUCUUUCCUCCUUUGAUUAAUUUUUUUUUCUAGGGUUUCCCAAUGAGACCAGCUCGGAGAAGGAGAAUAUGGGUUUGAGAACUGAUUCGGCUUCGUUUCGAGUUUCUAACGGCUGAGUCAACUCGGUGAUUCCUCCUCUGCUUUGUGUAAUAAAGUCUGUAGCUUUCUUGUUUUUAUUUUCUAUUCUCCAGUGAAUGGUCGAAUCUUUCUUCGGUGUUUGCAAAAGUGGAAAGAUCUUCUUUUUAUUCUUCUUGGUGUUGGUGUUUGGACUUUAAAAGUAGAAAGGACUAGUCUUGUCUUGUGUGUUGUGUAACCCUUUAGAGAUCACAUGAGAUGGAUGGGCAUUGAGUGAGUAUCUUUAGGUUUUUAGAUUUGGUAGUGGAUUAAGUAAAGGAGUGGACUUUGGUAUCUGGGUCUUAUCUGGAGUAAGGGAGUAAUGGAGAUGUCUUACAAGGAUGGGAAGAUGGGAUGCAUGGACAAUGGGAAGUAUGUGAGGUACACACCUGAGCAAGUUGAAGCACUUGAGAGGCUUUAUCAUGACUGUCCUAAACCCAGUUCUAUUCGCCGUCAGCAGUUGAUCAGAGAGUGUCCUAUUCUCUCCAACAUUGAGCCUAAACAGAUCAAAGUAUGGUUUCAAAACCGAAGAUGCAGAGAGAAGCAAAGAAAAGAGGCUUCACGGCUUCAAGCUGUGAAUAGGAAGCUGACGGCGAUGAACAAGCUGUUGAUGGAGGAGAAUGAUAGGUUGCAGAAGCAAGUGUCACAGCUGGUUCAUGAAAACAGCUACUUCCGUCAACACACUCCCAAUCCUUCACUUCCAGCUAAAGACACAAGCUGUGAAUCGGUGGUGACUGGUGGUCAGCACCAAUUAGCAUCACAUAAUCCUCCAAGAGAUGCUAGUCCUGCAGGACUUUUGUCCAUUGCAGAAGAAACUUUAGCAGAGUUUCUUUCAAAGGCAACUGGAACCGCUGUUGAGUGGGUACAGAUGCCUGGAAUGAAGCCUGGUCCGGAUUCCAUUGGAAUCAUUGCUAUUUCUCACGGUUGCGCUGGUGUGGCAGCACGCGCCUGUGGCCUAGUGGGUCUCGAGCCUACAAGGGUCGCAGAGAUCGUCAAAGAUCGGCCUUCGUGGUUACGCGAAUGCCGAGCUGUUGAUGUUAUGAAUGUGUUGCCAACCGCCAAUGGUGGAACCAUUGAACUGCUUUACAUGCAGCUCUAUGCACCAACUACGUUGGCCCCACCACGUGAUUUCUGGCUGUUGCGUUAUACUUCUGUUUUAGAAGAUGGCAGCCUUGUGGUAUGCGAGAGGUCUCUUAAGAGCACUCAAAACGGUCCUAGUAUGCCACCGGUUCAACAUUUUGUUAGAGCAGAGAUGCUUCCCAGCGGAUACUUGAUACGGCCUUGUGAUGGUGGUGGCUCCAUCAUACACAUUGUGGAUCAUAUGGAUUUGGAGGCUUGUAGUGUGCCUGAGGUCUUACGCCCUCUCUACGAGUCACCAAAAGUACUUGCACAGAAGACAACAAUGGCAGCGCUGCGCCAACUCAAA
Molecule: messenger RNA, 1583 nt
Organism: Raphanus sativus (radish)
Lineage: Eukaryota; Viridiplantae; Streptophyta; Magnoliopsida; Brassicales; Brassicaceae
Product: homeobox-leucine zipper protein ATHB-15-like
Exons: 9
Molecular function (GO): DNA binding; DNA-binding transcription factor activity; lipid binding
Source: RefSeq, a predicted model, not a curated record